AUGUCUUCUCCACCAUCGCUUACAACGGAAAAACCAGCCAAGAACGGACGAAACUCGACGGAGACAGUGCAACAAAGACCUAGUAUGCUGGGAACUGUUCGUUCGCACAAGUGGCUCGCCAAACAGAGGCCACACAUCACCAACGAAGCCGCAUGUUGCCCUUGCAUUGUCUACGCCCGCACUGCGGAGAGACUCGAACGAGUCGCCUACGAUGAAGAUCCCCUGGCCCCACCUUCCGUGGGCUGCAACAGCCCUUGCUGGUCUUGUUUCCUGAGCUCUGCGAUAUGUAACUGGAAGAAGCCACUCCGCGAUCAACGCGGUGACAUUCGGAAUCGCUAUGCCAUCACUGGCAGUGCGGAUGAUGACGAUAUCAACGCUUGCGCACACCCAUUCUGGACUCUUAUGCUCAAUCACAAUGAGGUCCUAAUACGAGAGAAGAUCUGUCGGGACCUCAAAACCUAUCCCUUUUCUCCAGGUCCUCCACCAAAGGAGAUCCGCCGCUUCAAGGCCCAGCCAGACAACCCAUACAAGUCACAAUCGUCAAUGCAGAUGAAGAGCAAAAACCUGCCUAGGAUAGUGGAGUUGCCAGAGUCCGGUAACUCAACAGGGAGGUAUGAACCGCCGGGCAUAUUGGCAAGCCCCGAGUUGGACAAGGUCGAGCCAGGGACCAGUUCCCAGUCUCCACCUCCUCGGGACCACAAUCGUCAAGAUACUCCUGCGAGAUCUCCCGAUGUCCUACGAAGUCCUAUUCUGGGCCCUCAAGAUCCCCACGUAACGGUGGCUGACUUUGCUGAACCUCAUCGACUCAACCAAGACCCCAAGAAGCCAGUUGGAAUGAAGCAUCAUUCUCACACCAUACAUAACGAUCCUCUUUUUGGAAUUGCCGAAGAGGUUCACCCACAUACUGUCCACAACGAUCCUACGACUCAAGUAGCCCGCCGCCUGGCUCCUCAUCAAAUCGUUAUAGAUCCAAAGACACUGGUGACAAAAGGGACGGCAUCUCACAGCGUACAUCACGAUCCCGCUGUCAAGGUGGCCGAAGAGCCAAUGCAACACUCGGUUAGUGGUGACCAGACUACCAAUGUUGCCCAUCCCGUGUACGAUCACAGGCUCAGCCAAGACCGCGUGGCCCCGGUGGGCAUUCGAACGAACCCCCACGGUGUUCAUGACGAUCGAACAGCGGGCAUGCCUGGCGAGCCAACUCCGCACCCCCUCAGCGGGGAUCCGAUGGUGCCUCGGUCAGAGCGCGCUGCUCCCCACAGCGUCCAUGAUGAUCCUGCGAUCAAGGUUGCCGAAGGCGAGCCGAGGCAACAUGCCAUGCACACCAGCGCCGCGGUCAGGGUACCUAAGAAGAAGCUGAGUCCACACCAGCUAGUAGACAGUGGCCGUUCUGUAACAGCCCCAGCAGAACUUAACAAGAAGUCUGCAACAGGGAGUGUCGACACUUCCGUACAAGGAGUAGACGGGGGCAAGUAA
Messenger RNA from Colletotrichum spaethianum, 1476 nucleotides. RefSeq lists its product as uncharacterized. Bases 1 to 1476 code for a protein of 491 amino acids. NCBI's taxonomy places the organism in Eukaryota, Fungi, Ascomycota, Sordariomycetes, Glomerellales, Glomerellaceae. The transcript is spliced from 2 exons. The record is from RefSeq and is a predicted model, not a curated record.